UACACGUCUCUUUCAAUUUCUCUCUCAUCAUUUCUUCUCUCUCUUCCCAACUUGCCCCAAAGGAAACCUCUCCCUCUCUUAACCUGCGCCGCUCUGCAUAACGUGAGCCGGGCGUCGUUCCAAAUGUUGAGAGGAUCAGACUGCUCCUAUGAGCUUGUUACUUUCUUCUUCGUUACUCUUUUUUGUUUGGCUUCUUUUUCACUCGCUCAACAACAACUCGCUGAGUCGGAUCGAUUCGACGACGAUGCAAACGCCACUGUUGCAAAUGCUUCCUCCAUAACUAAACCGAAGGACGGUACCUUUGCCGCUAUCAUCGAUCGUGCUCUCGAAAAGGAGUUCACUGAGAACGAACAAAACGAAGUAAGUGAUGAUGCUGGAAGUUUCAACAACAGUGUAGCAGAACAGCAGGCUGUUUUGGAAACCGUUGCCAGAGUUAAGUCAAAGAAAAAUGAUACAAAAGAGGAAAAAUCAUUUCAACUCCAUGACGUUUUCAAUCUAGAGAAUGAUAACAGAGCUGAAGAUACACCUAUGUUGAUAGAUCGAAAGGACAACGUCUUUAUUAUAUCUAAUUUUAAAUCAAAAUAUCCAGUGUUACAGCUGGACUUAAGACUGAUAUCAGAUUUGGUUGUUGUCAUUGUGUCUGCAACUUGUGGUGGCAUUGCAUUUGCUUGUGCCGGACAACCGGUGAUUACUGGAUAUUUGUUGGCUGGAUCUCUCAUUGGACCUGGAGGUUUUAACUUUGUCAGUGAAAUGGUGCAAGUUGAAACAGUAGCUCAAUUUGGUGUGAUUUUUCUUCUUUUUGCAUUGGGCCUAGAGUUCUCCAUUGUGAAGCUUCGAGUUGUCCGAGCAGUUGCUGUCCUAGGAGGGCUACUCCAGAUAGUUCUAUUUAUGUGCCUCUGUGGAAUUACAGCCUCAUUAUGUGGCGGUAGACUUUCAGAGGGUAUAUUUGUUGGUGUAUUCCUUUCAAUGUCUUCAACAGCUGUGGUACUUAAAUUUUUUAUGGAAAAGAAUUCUACCAAUAUGCUUCAUGGCCAAGUCACCAUUGGCACUCUUAUUCUUCAAGAUUGUGCUGUGGGAUUGCUAUUUGCUUUGCUUCCAGUUCUUGGUGGAACUUCUGGUAUUCUUCAAGGAGUAAUAUCCAUGACUAAACUGUUGGUCAUGUUGGUUACCUUUUUGGCUGUUUUGUCAAUAUUGUCUCGGACUUGCCUUCCUUGGUUGCUUAAACUGAUGAUAAGCCUUUCAUCAGAGACCAAUGAACUUUAUCAACUGGCAUCUGUGGCAUUCUGCUUACUUGUAGCCUGGUGUAGUGACAAGCUUGGGCUGAGCUUAGAAUUGGGUUCAUUUGCUGCUGGAGUGAUGAUAUCAACAACUGAUCUUGCCCAACAUACACUUGAACAAGUUGAACCCAUUCGCAAUUUUUUCGCUGCUUUCUUCCUUGCCAGCAUAGGGAUGCUGAUCCAUGUUCAUUUUCUCUGGAACCAUGUUGAUAUCUUACUUGCAUCUGUUAUAUUGGUUGUCACCAUAAAAACAAUAAUAAUUGCCUCAGUCGUCAAGGGUUUUGGCUACAACAACAAGACUUCACUUCUUGUUGGAAUGUCUCUGGCGCAGAUUGGAGAAUUUGCUUUUGUUCUUCUCAGCCGUGCUUCCAAUCUCCAUCUUGUUGAGGGGAAACUGUACCUGCUACUUCUUGGGACAACGGCACUUAGCCUGGUGACAACUCCUUUGCUGUUCAAGCUAAUUCCUGCCAUACUACAUCUUGGGGUGCUCUUACGAUGGUUUGCCCCUGAGAGAGAAAGUUCCAUCGAGGUAAUUACGAGUUUCAUGUGUUGGAAGGAUCAUGUCUGUCUAAUUCCCACAUAUAACUCAAAUAAAUUUCUUCUCCAGGUUGGAAUUAAAGGAGAUAACCUUCGUUCAGACAGUGGAAAACAAAGCCUUCGUUCAGACAGUGGAAAGUAUCGUAUUACUUCGAUGAACCAAGAAUCCCAUGAUUCGUGAUUAUACCGUGUAAAACUAAGAAAAAUCUCCAUUACCUGACCGCCCUUUUUUUCACCUUUGUCAUCUAUUGCCGUUACAGCGCGGAUGAAACGCAGUUUGCCCACAUUUUUUUGGGUUGCUAACCCUACUAUAUUGAUUAACAAAUUGGAUUGAGCCUGCCACUUGGAAAUUAGCAACAGAAAUGAGGUAACCUCUUUUACUUAAAAAGAAGUAACAAAUGAGCAAAUGCCUUGUAAUCAAUUUUCACAGCCAUUUGACUUGUUUGUUUUCAGUGUAUCAUAGUUUUGGGCGUGUAAUUAACGAGGAUGCUCUACUAGUUUUUUUUUUUUUCUUAAACCGAUAUUUGAAAUUAAAUGUAUUAUUAUAUAUAGUUGAAUGUAAGAUUCUCACAUUGAGCAUAAGAUCAUCUACAAGUUAACCUCUGUAUCAACUUAUUAUUUUCCACUUAUUUUUUAAUGGUGCAGUUUUACCAGUUUUACAUU
Molecule: messenger RNA, 2477 nt
Organism: Durio zibethinus
Lineage: Eukaryota; Viridiplantae; Streptophyta; Magnoliopsida; Malvales; Malvaceae
Source: RefSeq, a predicted model, not a curated record